This is a messenger RNA of Zymoseptoria tritici IPO323, 3150 nucleotides long. It is a transcript of the gene MgTLP1, whose product is annotated as Peptidase, trypsin-like protein. The record is from RefSeq and is a predicted model, not a curated record. Gene Ontology annotation, biological process: proteolysis. The coding region runs from base 1 to 3150 and encodes 1049 amino acids. Gene Ontology annotation, molecular function: serine-type endopeptidase activity; protein binding. The transcript has a single exon. NCBI's taxonomy places the organism in Eukaryota, Fungi, Ascomycota, Dothideomycetes, Mycosphaerellales, Mycosphaerellaceae.
AUGGAGCACGCCCCCAAGCGAAAGCAACCUCCGAGUUCCACAGCCUCAGAUCGACCUGCGAAACAAGUGCGAAGACCAGAACCUGCAGAUAUGGAGAAUGGGAGCUCAAAAGGAUUGGGCAAUGGCGUGGUGACCUCUGCUGCGGAUACCCCGAACGGCUACGAUUCGCCUGAGCAGGAUGAGAUGGACGAGGACGAGGGUCCUUUAAUACCGGCCAUAGCCACCGCCGAUACAGCAGAAUGGCAGGCGACGAUUGAAAAGGUCGUGCGCAAUGUCGUCAGCAUUCAUUUCUGUCAAACAUGCUCUUUCGACACGGACUCGGCCAUAUCAAGCGAGGCAACCGGUUUCGUGGUGGAUGCCGAGCGCGGAUACAUUCUCACCAACCGCCACGUGGUUGGAGCAGGGCCGUUCUGGGGUUACUGUAUCUUUGAUAACCACGAGGAAUGCGAUGUCUACCCAGUCUACCGCGAUCCUGUCCACGACUUUGGUAUUCUGCGCUUCGACCCAAAGGCGAUCAAGUACAUGCCAUUGGCAUCCCUCGUCCUGCGACCGGACCUUGCAAAAGUUGGAUCUGAAAUCAGAGUGGUGGGAAACGACGCAGGUGAAAAGCUCAGUAUUUUGUCGGGUGUGAUUUCAAGGUUGGAUAGAAAUGCGCCGGAGUAUGGAGAAGGAUACAGUGACUUCAACACGAAUUACAUUCAGGCUGCGGCGGCGGCUUCAGGUGGAUCUUCAGGCUCGCCGGUGGUGAACAUUGAUGGAUUUGCGGUGGCGCUACAGGCGGGUGGAAGAGCCGAUGGAGCUGCGACGGAUUACUUCCUCCCCUUGGACAGACCACUGCGAGCACUGGAAUGUAUAAGAGCUGGAAAGCCAGUCGAAAGAGGGACGAUUCAGACACAGUGGAUACUCAAGGCAUUCGACGAGUGUCGUAGAUUGGGACUGACCAGCAAAUGGGAGGACCAAGUACGAAAGCAGUUCCCGAAAGAGACGGGUAUGCUGGUGGCAGAGGUCGUCUUGCCGAAGGGACCUGGACACCAGAAGCUCGAGGAGGGAGACGUCCUGUUGAAGGUCAAUGGUGAGCUGCUCACACAGUUCGUCCGCCUGGACGAUAUACUGGACAGCAGCGUGGGAGGCCAGGUCAAGCUGUUGAUUCAACGAGGAGGAGAGGAUAUGGAGGUCGAGCUGAGUGUGGGUGACCUGCACGCCAUCACACCGGAUCGAUUCGUGUCAGUCGCAGGAGCUUCUUUCCACAAUCUGUCUUACCAACAAGCACGUCUGUACGCGAUUGCAAUCCAGGAUGCAGGAGUGUACUGCUGCGAGGCAUCAGGCUCGUUCCGGUUUGACGGAUCAGAAUACGGCUGGUUGGUGCAGUCCAUCGAUCAGAAGCCAACCCCCGACCUCGACACAUUUAUCGAAGUCAUGAAAAACAUCCCUGAUCGUGCCAGGGUGGUCGUGCGUUACAAGCAUCUCCGCGAUAUGCACACCCUCAACACCAGCAUCAUGCUUGUCGACCGCCAUUGGCAUAAGAACAUGCGAAUGGCUGUGCGCAAUGAUGAGACUGGUCUGUGGGACUUUACCGAUUUGAGCGAGCCUCUUCCACCAGCGGACCCGGUGCCGAGAAAAGCCAAUUUCAUUUCGAUGGAGGGCGCGCAACAUAAGGCUGCCGUGUCAAUCGUUCAGUCUUUCGUCCGAGUAUCCACAAGCCUUCCCGUCAAGAUCGAUGGCUUCCCGAAAGCACGAAAGAUUGGCUUCGGUCUGGUGAUUGAUGCGGAGAAGGGCCUGGUCGUGGUGUCCCGCGCGAUCGUUCCCUACGACAUGUGCGAUAUCUCGAUCACCAUCGCCGACUCGAUCAUCGUGGAGGGCAAAGUGGUCUUCUUGCAUCCUCUUCAGAAUUACGCCAUCAUCCAGUACGACCCCAAGCUGGUCGACGCUCCAGUGAAGUCGGCCAAGCUCGCCACGAAAUCGAUCAAGCAGGGAGAGGAGACCAUCUUCUUCGGCUUCAACCAGAAUCUACGACCUGUUGUGGCGAAGACUGCGGUCACCGAUAUCACGACUGUUGCCAUCCCUGCCAGCGCCUCGACACCUCGCUACCGUGCCGUCAACCUGGACGCCAUCACCGUGGACACGUCCCUCAGCAGCCAGUGCGGCAGUGGCGUGCUCAUCGCUGAAGAUGGCACCGUCCAAGCCCUUUGGUUGACCUACCUGGGUGAGCGCAAUCCCCACAACAGCAAAGACGUCGAAUACCACCUCGGGUUCGCAGUCCCCGCUCUCCUCCCCGUCGUCGAACAAGUCCGAAGCGGCGCCAAACCCAACCUCCGCAUCCUCAAUCUCGAAACCCAAACUGUCCAAAUGUCCCAAUCCCGCAUCAUGGGCGUCUCGGAAGAAUGGAUCGAACGCGUCGAGCGAGAAGACCCGCAACGCCACCAACUCUUCAUGGUCCGCAAAGUCGAUGCCGACGCCGGUGCCGCCGACCAAGACCUCCCUCCUUCCACCUCCCCUGCAUCCAACACCACCUCCUUCGAAGAAGGCGACAUCAUCCUCACCCUCAACGACCGCCUCAUCACCCGCGUCUCCGACAUGGACCUGAUGUACACCUCUCCCUCGCUCACCGCGCACGUCAUCCGCGCCCAACAACCCCUUACCCUCACGGUCCCCACCGUCCCCACCGAAUCGCUCGAAACUUCCCACCUCCUCGUCUUCUGCGGCGCUAUCCUCCACCGCCCUCACCACGCUGUACGCCAACAAAUCAGCAAACUUCACUCAGACAUCUACGUCUCCGCCCGUUUCCGCGGAAGUCCGGCGUAUAUGUAUGGUUUAGCGCCGACGAACUUCAUCAUGGCGGUGAAUGGACGCCCCGUCAAGACGAUUGAGGAUUUCAAGAGGGAGGUCGAGGGGAUUGAGGAUAAUAGUUAUUUUCGAUUGAAGGUCAUGACGUUUGAUAAUGUUCCUUGGGUGGCGACGUUGAAGAGGAACGAGCAUUACUUUCCUACGGUGGAGUUUGUCAAGGAUGAGGGGGAGAGGGAGGGGUGGCGGAAGGUGAGUGUCGGGUUGAAGGGGAAGAAGGAGGGUGGCGAUGCGGAUUUGGGGAGUGAGGUUGCGAUGGUGACGGAUGAGGGGAAUGUGGAGGUUGAUGGGGAUGAGGUUGUGGGAUGA